Molecule: messenger RNA, 498 nt
Organism: Penicillium nucicola
Lineage: Eukaryota; Fungi; Ascomycota; Eurotiomycetes; Eurotiales; Aspergillaceae
Product: coiled-coil-helix-coiled-coil-helix domain-containing protein
Exons: 3
Coding region: 1-498 (165 amino acids)
Biological process (GO): mitochondrion organization
Cellular component (GO): nucleus; mitochondrion
Source: RefSeq, a predicted model, not a curated record
AUGCCUCGUCAACGCCGCGGUGCCGCCCCUACCCCUGCGCGUAGCGCUCCCACUCGCCCUACCGCCGCUCCUGCUCGCGCGGCCGCUCCCACCCAGCAGCAGUCGCAGCCUCACUCGACCGCUGCUCACCCUCCUCAGGCCCAGCAGGCUCCUCCCAUGCAGCAGCAGAGCGCCGGCCCCGGUCUCUUUGCCAACAUGGCCUCCACCGCUGCUGGUGUUGCUGUCGGUUCCUCUAUCGGCCACGCCAUCGGUGGCAUGUUCGGUGGCGGCUCCAGCGCCCCCGCUGAGGCCCAGCAGGCUGCUCCCGCUCAGUCCCAGGCCAUGGACAGCGGUCUCUACCAGAGCAACGCCAACCAGUCUUCAUUCGAGAACCCCGCUUGUGAGGUUGAUGUCCGCAACUUCCGCAACUGCAUGGAUGAGAACAACGGUAACAUCGGUAUCUGUGGUUGGUACCUUGACCAAUUGAAAGCUUGCCAGGCUGCCGCCAAGCCUUACUAA